This is a messenger RNA of Paracoccidioides brasiliensis Pb18, 1491 nucleotides long. RefSeq lists its product as uncharacterized. The transcript has a single exon. Gene Ontology annotation, cellular component: Golgi apparatus. Bases 1 to 1491 code for a protein of 496 amino acids. Gene Ontology annotation, biological process: mannan biosynthetic process. The record is from RefSeq and is a predicted model, not a curated record. Gene Ontology annotation, molecular function: alpha-1,2-mannosyltransferase activity.
AUGUUGUCCCGGGCCCGAUUAAUCCAGCGAUUGGUCAUCUUUGCCAUCUUCUCAUUCCUCCUGUUUGUUGGAUCUCAACGAAUCCCUCUACGAUCGAACACGGUUCCUUCAGCCCCCUCCGCCCCAUCGCCUGCCAGAGACUCUAGCUAUGAACGUCAAGUCCAAUUCUGGAAAAACCUCCAUAAUUUACUUGAAUCAAACUCUCCAGCAACUGAUCCGCCAGAACGACUGAAGAAGGCGGAAAAUGUUCUCUUUGAUCCCAAUGCUAACUAUACUCGGCCCGACCUCUUCGCCAUCUCCGAAGGAGACGUGAAACAACUCCAGCAGGUUCACCAGCGAGUAGUCCAGAAAAUCAAAAAUGAUAAUUCAAGCCUGGAACUGGUGUAUCAUAGAGGCAAGCGGGGCAUUGUGUCUGCUGCAGGACGCAAAUAUCUCCCGACUCUCGUGAUAUCUUUGCGAUUGCUCCGGCGCAGUGGUACACGAUUCCCGGUGGAGGUAUUCAUUGCAUCACAGGAGCAAUAUGAUGAAGUUGUUUGCGAGCAGAUACUCCCUACAAUGAACGCCGUCUGUAUCGUGCUGUCCGGCAUCCUUGGAACGAACGUCGUUUCUCGGUUGGAACCAUUUCAACUAAAAUCUUUUGCCAUGCUGUUUUCGUCAUUUGAACAGCUCCUGUGGCUCGAUGCUAGUUGCUUUCCCAUACACGACGCUAUCGAAAUCUUUCAGUCUAAACCAUUUACUCACGUCGGUUUGGUAACAUGGCCAGAUUUCUGGUCGUCCGACCCAUCUCGGUUUUUCAACACAAUUGCCUCCAAACCAGAGCCGCCCGUAUCAGAACGAGCAUCCACUGAUGGCGGACAACUCCUCAUAUCGAAGAAAACUCACGCGAAGACCCUUCUUUUAGCAAGCUACUACAACUACUACGGCGAAACUCAUUUCUACCUCUUGCUCUCCCAAAGCGACGUAGGCGGAAGCGACAAGGAAACAUACCUGGCCGCAGCGUCGGUUCUAGACGAGCCAUUUUAUGCUGUCAACGAGCCCAUCCGAUCCAUUGGCCAUCGCAAUGCCAAUGGCCAUCUGGACAGCUCUGCCACUGUUCAGUACAGUCCCACAGAGGACUACAAACUGACCAACCAAGGCAUAAAUCAUGUAAAGGACGCCAACGCGGGCCCGAUACCGCACGCCUUCUUCUUGCGCACUUCAUAUUCCAAAAUGAGCCCAGUGAACCUCUUUGACCCGUCCAGAAAUGGCAGCGAAGAGGUCUCUCCGAUCCGCGGACCAGAUGGCAAACCGUCCCGCGCAUGGACGGCGGAGAAAGAGACGAUUGACAGUCUUGGUGGUCCUGAUGUUGAGCGGGAGUACUGGUCUCACGUGCGCUGGACGGUUUGUACACUGGAGGGGCUACAAUUUAAAGACUGGAAGGACAAAGAGGGUACCUGCCAGCAGGCGAAGGAGUAUUUCGAUGCGGUUUUUGCGCCCAAGGAUAGGCGCUGA